Molecule: messenger RNA, 8157 nt
Organism: Dracunculus medinensis (Guinea worm)
Lineage: Eukaryota; Metazoa; Nematoda; Chromadorea; Rhabditida; Dracunculidae
Source: the annotation of a GenBank genome assembly
GUAGAUGAAAUUUAUGAACGAUUGGAAGAGCUACUGUCAAAUAUCAAUGAAAAAUAUGUACCUGAGGCUACCUGUUUAUGUGCACAGAUGGAAACUGUUCAAAAGUCCUUUUUCAAACUGGAAUGUGAUCGCAUUAAAGAGAAAUUACGCGUAAUUGUAAAAAAAUUCGAAACGCUGGCGAAUGUUUUGGCCAAACGAAAACUUUUCCUCAUAAAAUUCAAAGAAUUCCGUCAGUAUGUUUUGAUAGAAGAAGAACGAUUACUUGAUAAUAUACGGAUGGUUUCUGAAGGAAAAAUUAGUAAUAUGGAAAGAACUGCGAACGAAAUAAAUGAACUUGUUGAAAUAAUCAGCACCCUUGGAGAUGAAUUGUUGAAAUAUCAGCUCGAAGCAAAGAUGACAAUAUCCGAUGCUUCAAUUUCGAAGGAGAUCGAGAAAAUUCGAAAUUUGCCAUUGAUUAUUGAAGAAGAACCGAGUUGUAUUUCCGAUGAUUUCCAACAAUUUUUCGACACUUCAAAUGAAUUAGAAAAACUUUUUGCAAUAGAAGUGAGUCAAAGCGAACAAUCUGAAGAUGCUUAUCAGUUUAUAUGUCAAUCUCAGAAAAACGGUGAAAGAGAAGCUCAAUUAAUGUGCGAAUUGGAGAUGAUUAUUAAUGUGCUUAACCAAGAAGAAAGAGAAAAGGCUAACCAGCUUUUGCAAGAAUUAAUGCCUAUAAUGGCAAAACGUAAGCAGUUGAGAAAAUCGACUAUCAAUGAUACUAUCGAAAGGGCUUUGGUAUUGCUUUCAAAUAAGGAGGAUCAAGGCGAACUAAAUGUGCAAAAAUAUGUUGAAGAGAAAAAUUUUUUGGCUCUUUCAAAAUUCGAAAGCGAUGAAUGGUUGCCAUUAAAAGAGGAAUUAAAGCAUGUGAAAAUGAUUUGCGAAUCAAAUGAACAAUGGAUCGAAAAGUGCGAAGCUUUGGAAACAACAGCUGCUUUAAUAGAUGAAAAAAUUGCUAGAUUCAAACGUAAAAUGUCAAAAAGAAACAAGCGUGAAGAUAAAAUUAUUAGAAAACUCUCAUCAUUUGGGAGAUGGCUUGAACAAAUGGAAAAUGAUAUUGCAAAGGUUGAGAGCUUAAUUGCAGAAAAGGAUCCAGCGAAACAACGAAAGAUGAAUGAUUUAAUGUUUCAUUUGAAAUCUACUUGUUUAUCAUACAAAAAGCUAGUAGAUAAGCUUGGAACUGUGCAACUAAGACAGCCGCAUUCAGAUCAAGCAAAAGGGCAUUGUAUAAGAUACCAAAAAUUCCUAGAGAAAAUUUCCAAAUGGCCCAUGGAUGAAGAAUUCUCAACUCGAACACAGAUUAUAGAAGAUAUGCCAUCAAUUUCAGUGCGGCAAUUAUCUUUUAAUUCUACGUCAACAUCAGAAUCAUCCGAUAAUAUUGAUGAACAGAUUUAUGAAAUUGAACAAGAAGCAUCAUGGCGAGAUAAAGGACUUUUCGAUGAUACUUUAAUACAAAGGUUAAAGAAGGCCGAUAUAUCAGAUAUCGUACUUGCUUUGCCAGAAAUUGACGUAGAAUUAAAUUUUAUGGCAAGGUAUAUAAACGAAUUAAGUGUUAAUUAUAUUCGAUCGUUGAAGACACUGCCUGAGGCAGAAGAAGAUUUAAGAUGCCUUGAGAAAUUGUCUCGUAAGAUAAUAUGCUUGCAAAAAGAGUGUGGAAAGUUUCUUGGGCGCAUGAGCAGUGAUGAAAAGAUGAUUAUGUGUUCUUUGUUACAUCACCUAAAAUCUUUAGAAGAACCGGUAGAGAAUUUGAUGUCUAAUUUGCGAAACGAGUGUGACGAAGAAAGGUCAUUACGGAAUAAUUACGAUUGUAUAGUGAAAGAGUUAAAUCAUUUAAAUACCGACAUUGAUUUCCGAGCUCAAAAAGAAAUAACUGUCCUCAAAAGACAGUUGGAAAGUCUUCAAUUGCAAAUAGAUUUACUUCGAGCACAAUGUGCACAGCAUCGGUCAUAUGUAGAAAAUUCAAUAGAGGGUUCAUCCGCUUCUUCUCCAAGUAUUUCACGUCGGAAAAAAAUUAUCUUAAUGAUGUCGAGAACAGUAACAACUAUCAUAAAGGUCGUCGAAGAUGUGCUCAAAGCGUCACCAAUAUCUAGCGAAAAAAAUUUGAUUGAUUUCAAAUGCAAAUUAAAUGAAAUCAAUAGAUGUAUUCAGAAAACUCCGGUUGAAUUCAAUGCCGACCUGUUAACAUCAUCGGCUAUAGCACUUCAUAAUAAUGUUAUGGAAAUCCGAAAUAGUAAUUUAGAGUUACUGAAUAUGGAUGAACUUAACCAUUUAUAUGAAACAGUAUCAACAAGGCGAGAGCGCAUUGAAGCUAUAUUACGUGCAAUUACGCGUCAAGCAAAUAAUAAAGUGAACUUCAAUAUACCUGAACGUAUCAAUGAAAUAUCAAAAUUAACCGCUUCUGUUAAAGAUUUGGAAGAUGAAAUCUAUGGCUAUUUCUCAAAAACUCUACAAUUUAGAGAAGAGAACAUGAAUAUACAUCAACAUUCAAUAGCAGAAGAUAUAGUGGGACAUGAAAAUAAUGAACGAUUGUUAGCGUUGUUAUUUGAUGAAAUCGAUUGUGAAUUGCCAGAAACAUUGGAUUUCCUUGCUAAGGCAAAAGAAGCACUAAAAUGUUACGAUUUGCUAUCUGUUGGUGAAAAUAUCUGUCGUGGCGACGAGUUGUUAAGAUCGAUCAAGAGUUAUCUCGAUAGACUUAAUGAAUUUGAAGGGCUGAAUGAAGAACAGUUGAAAAAUUUAGAUGAUAAACGUGAAUUGUUAGGAAGCACCUAUGAUCGUAUAAGAUUGCAAAAUGAGGCACUUAAAAGUCGCCAAAUUGCCCUAGGGAAGUGGAUAGAUAUUAAAUCUCAAUUACAACUUGAUGCAACAGCGCUCAUUGAUGAAGCGAAACAAUUCAAAGAAAAAUAUCUAUUAGUGCAGCCUUUGUCGGUCGCAACUGAUGAUCAAUGUAAAAUAGAACAACUUAAUGCAGAAUUAAAAGAAUUAAAAGAUCAUGCAUGCAGAAAAUUUGACGAAUUCAACGAAAUAACGAAAUGUGAUUUUGAAGCACUUGUCGAUGAACUUGCUAAAUUACGUGCAGACAUUGAUUGGUCUUGUAAUAGUAUUGAGGAGCUUAUCGUGCCUUUAAAAGAAGAUAUUAAUUGGGCAAAUGAUUUAAUUGAUCGAAAUAACACAUUUUUGUCAAAUAUGAUUGAAAUAGAUACGAGGCUAGCGAAUUUUCGUUCAUCACUUGAAAAUACACAGUCGAAUGAAAUCGAUGAUCUUCGUAAAGAUUUGCAAAAAAUUAGUAAUGAAUUGAGAAUAUUGCAAGAACGAGAAAUGAUUCCUGAACGAUUAGUUAAAAAACCAGGUUUAAUUCAAAUUGCAAGUUUGAAAGCGAAAUUCGAUGAAGUUGAACGUGCUUUAAAUAGGGAAGAAGAACGCAUAGCUUCAAUAUCGGCGAAUGCAAAUAUGAAAUCAUUAAUAGCAACAGAAAGCGCUUUAAUUCGAGAUUAUAUAGAAAAAGCAAGAAACAUUGAAAAUGAUCCAUAUGCGAAUGAAAAUAAUCUCAGAAAUUUAGCGGAUGAACUAAGAGAGGGACGUAAACGCUUGGAUGCCAUCGAGAAUAUUUAUGAAGAAUUGAAAUGUAUUAAAGAUGAAGAUCCAAUGCGACUCUCAACGCUCAAUGAAGUAGUAGAACUUGCGAACGAAUUUGACAGUAUGAUAUCUGUAAUAAAUGAGCGUUUUGAUAUUUUAAAUCGGUUUAAUGAAGAAGCUAAUAUUAUUGAGGAGCAAUUACGUGGUUUGGAAAAUUCUUUAAAUAUAUUAGAACCUAUAAGUGAUGAUGUUUUACAAGAAAUUCGCAAAGUUUUCAAUAUGCUUUCGCCUAAUUCAAUUCAAUCACUUAAUGAUAUGAUACAAUGUCUUACACCAAUGAUUGAACCAAAACAUCGCUUUGAUGAUAUAAUUACAUAUAAAAAUGAAUUGGAUAAAAAACUAGAGAAAAUUCUUUUCGAACAUGAGCAAAUCGAAAAUGAACGUAAAGCUAAAGAAGCCGAAUAUGAAGAUGCAAUCAGCAGUCUUAAGCGAGAAAUGGAGAAAGCUGAGAGUGAUUUUGACGAAAUGAAACCAUCUUUGGCGCUUAUUGAAAGUUUUAAGGAAAAAGUUUUAUCAAAACUAUUAGAUAAAGUUUACCAAUUAGGUGAAAUGGUUCCUUUUUCGGAAACCGAAAAUUUCACUUCUUUAAAUGAUCGCAUUGAUAAACUUAUACAUGGGACGGACAAAAAAAUAGAAGAUGCUAGAAAAGAAGAGGAACUUAUGAAUGAAAAACGAGGAGAGCUUGAUGAUAUCGAACGUCAAUAUGACGAUAUUAGUUCAAAAUACGCUAUUCCUCAAGAUUUGCCCAUUGCUGUUGAGGAUGUGAAACGUUUACAGUCACUUUUGAAUCGUUUGGCUGUAUUCGACGUUAGCGAUAUUACAUAUGAUGGAUUGAUGGAUGGUAUUUUGAAGAGGAUUGAUAAAUUAAAGGCAUCGAUUGAGCAUUUCAUUGAUUCGUUGGAGAAGCAGAUUGCUGAUGAACUUGAUCUCUUCAAUGAAUUGCGUGAUUGCUUAUUGGAAUUAACAUUCCUUGGAGAUAAUGUACUGUCAAUUGAUAUCAGUGAAUUAAACACGAAUCAAUUGGAAAGUAUUAAUGUUUUGUCAGAAAAUUUGCGCCAGCUAAAACCAACUGUAGAAAAUUUAGAAAGGAAACUACAUAUUUCUGCAUCUAAUUUGGUGAAACGUGCUCCAACACCUGAUAAUUUAUCAUCUCGCCUAGCUCGUUUGCAACAAGCUUUGAAUCAGCGAAAAGAGGAUAUUGUUUGCAAAUCUAAAAUUCAAGAAUUAACGCAGGCAGUGGAUCUCAUAUCAGCAACAAUUCAAAUUAGAACUAAUGAACUGGAACAUGAAAAGUUAAAUUCCACUGAUGAAUAUAAUCUUAUUGAUUUGGAAACAAAAAAACAUCAAUUAGAAGAUAUUAUUGAGAAAAUUCCAGAAGGCGAUGAAGCAUUAGCUUUACGCGAACAAAGCAGUCUGCAGUUAGGUUUUCUUAACGACUUAUUGAAAUGUUUAGCGGCAAAGGUUGGCAAUAAAUUAGCUGCACUUACGCGAUUUAAUGCAGCUAAAGAUGAGAUAGACGCACAGUUAUGUUCCAUUGAUUAUAACAUUGAAGAUAUGCAUUCGGACUCAGUGCCAUUGAUUGAUGAAAAUCUUAAUCAUAUUCAGAACAAAAUUAAGACUAUUGAAAAAUUCAAAAGUAGAAUUGAAAAUAUGAACGAGCAUGAUCUGGAUGAAAAUUGUUUAAAUGAAAGGGAAGGAUUGUUGAAGAGAAUUGAUGAAGUAGCUAUUGGCCUUAGCAAACAACGCGAAAAUGUUGAAGAGCAGUUGAAAAACGCUAUUAAUCGAGAAAAGAUGCAUAAAGAAGCAAAACAUCUUGUUGAGGAACUUUUAAAAUUGGUUAAGGAAGGUGAUAAAAUAUUGAACGAUGCAGAAGCUUUACAUUUAGCAUAUAUGAGUGCUUAUAAUGCAUUUGUUAAUCCUCUUGAAAAUGCUACGAAACUUAUUAGUAGUACGCAGCAAGUGGAAGGAUUAUUGGAAGAUUUAAAUGAGGCUAUGCAACAAUCAGUUGUUAUGCAAAAGAAAUUAGAACAUAAGGAUAGUCUUUAUCGACAAUUUGUAAAUGAAUUUGAAAUUGCAAAUGAACAACUUGAAAAAUUGCGCAAACCAGUAUAUGAAAUUAGAGAAAAAUCUUUACGAGACGUCGAAGAAGCUAUUGAUGAUUUAAAUUAUCUUAAGGCCGCAUACGAAAAUUUUGAUGAUUUGAAUAAAUUCUUGCGUAAAUUACAAGAUCUUUCGGAACAACUUGAUCCACAUGAGGCAGCCUAUACGGAAGUGCGCUUCUUUGAUAAUGACAUCGUAGGUGUUUUCGAACAAUACGAAAGUCUUAUGUCAAUAUUGGAUAGUGAAAUAAAAGAUGAAAAUAUUUUGAAUGAAUCAGCUCAUCAACUUAUUGUUGAAUUCGAUCAACUUACAAGUGAACUUAAUAGUGAUUUGAAUGAAGAAGAACACUUAAAAGAUAUUUUAAAUUAUCAUUUGCCUGCUCUCGAAGAACAAUUGAAAAUGUUGAAAUGCAAAGAUGAUGAUGCAAGACGAAUGCGGCAACAUGUUAAUCGUGUUUCUGAACCAUCAAUUGAAAAAAUUACUGAUACUAAAAUGAAUCUAAUAGAAGUCGUUGAGAAGAAUUUGAAAAAUAUGGAUGAUUUGAAAAAGCAAGAAAAAUUGAAGUAUAUACAAGAAGAAAUGAGCAAAUUACAAUCGUUGCCAUUAAAUAACGAACAUUUAAUUAGAAUCGAGGAACAACUUCAACAAUUACCUGCUGAUGAUGAAUCCGUAAAAGAAUUAAUGAAUCAAAUUGGAGCUAUGCGCGUUAGAAAUGAUAAUGAACGUGAAAUAUUACAGAAACAAUCGUUUAAUAUACUUGAAAAUAUUGCUAAGUUUAUCGAGAAAUCGCUUAAUAAAACAGCCGCAAUGAAAGAUGAAGAGAAGAAAACGUCAGCACAAUGUAUUAUUAUUGAACAAAUUAAUACAUUAAAUUCAAUGAUUGAAAAAGUCGAAAACGAUUUGCUUCCACAGUUAGAUGAACUAUCCAAUAAAUUGCAACAACAAAACCUGGAUGAUAGUAAUGUUUUAUCUGUAAAAAAUCAUGCUCAAAAAUUGAAUGAGCAAUGUAAGGAACAGCGGAAAAAAUUAAUUCAAUCAAAGGCUGAAAAUACCGCAACGAUUGAUGUGCACAGUCUUUUUAAUGAGCUGUCCUGUCUGGAACAAAGAGCUCACAAUAUAUUUCAAAAUGAACCCUCUUCUUCAUAUAUAGCUGAAACAUUAGUAGCCUUGAAUAAUGCUCUCUCUUGUGCGUCGAGAGCUAUUUGCGAUGCAGAAAGAGUUGGAAAACAAAUGGGAUCUCUUCCUCAAUUUGUACAGUGCUUAAUUAAUACUCAGGAAAAGUUAUCUGAAUUAUCUAAUGCUUUUAAUGAAUUUGAUAAAGAAUGGAUGGAAAUUCAACGCAGUUUUGAAAUCCUGAGUAAUGAAGCAUCCGAAUGCUACAAUAGGCCUCAAAGGCCUUAUAAUGAUGUCUUACGUGAUAUAGAACAUCUAAAGGUUAUAGCAGAUAAUCUUUUCGCACUUAACGUUGAUGAUUCUCUGUCUUCAAAACAUCCGUUUUUAUUAUCCAGGGCGUAUAGAAUGAAACAAGAUAUUAAUGCUGCCGGCGAAGAUAUUAAUCGUUUUAUCGAGGAAGUGCAGAAUGAAUUGAGAUGUCGCGACAAGCUGAAGAAAUCACUAGCACAAGUUGAACGGGAAAUCGUUGGAAUUUAUGAGUUAUUAACGCAAGAAGAAGCUACGGAAACUCAGAAAGUAUUAUCCCACCAGCGAUUACGAGAAAUUCAGUCUGAUUUGAAUAAUGUUGAAGAAAACAUUCGGCGUUUUAAUGAAAAUCGUCAAUAUCUUAUUGAAGAAGAAGAUAUUUCAACAAAGAAAAUUCACGAUUUGCUAGAAUUGAUGGAACAAACCUUGGAUUGUAUUACUGAUAUCACCACCCAAAAUGCUCAAAUCGAUGUUGAUAUUGCUGCUGAUGUUUUGGCUGCAUUAUAUCCAGAUAUGGAUCCUCGUCAAAUUCUUAUAGAACGGAAUAUUUUAAAUGCUUUUGGCGAAGGUGAAAUUACUGGAAAUGAGGUCGCCAUAGAGCAAGAUGGUGCCAAUCCUCAUUUCAGUGGAAGACAUGCAACGUCUUUUAUUGACGGCGAAGUUUCAUCUGUUGGUGAAGAAGAUGAUCAAGUGGUUUCUCCAAUUCCGGAAGAUCCUGUCCAUGGUGCAAUACCUUAUGAGCGUCAGCGUUCGCGUUGGAGACGAAUCUUACGAACUGCAUUACCUAUUCAAUUAUAUAUUAUACUUAUUUUUUCGCAUUUAGUAUUGUUUCAGGCUUUAUUAGUGUUAUUGCUUGGUGCAGCUUGUCUUGUUCCACACUGUGACGAAGAAUAUUGUUGUCAUUUAAUGAAUAAUUUCGCCAGGAGCUUCGAUACAUCGUUACAGUUCUUGAAUGGUCCGCCACCAUUCUAA